Messenger RNA from Didymosphaeria variabile, 1059 nucleotides. RefSeq lists its product as uncharacterized. The record is from RefSeq and is a predicted model, not a curated record. The transcript is spliced from 3 exons. Bases 1 to 1059 code for a protein of 352 amino acids. Lineage: Eukaryota; Fungi; Ascomycota; Dothideomycetes; Pleosporales; Didymosphaeriaceae.
AUGACAGAUGCGGAGGGCGAUGAUAUCGCCGACCUCAAGACUGCGCCAAUCUUCGACGACCGGCUCUACUUCACAGAAGCGCUUCGACUUCAAAAUGGCGAAACCGAGGACCACGUCAACUCACUACUCACCGCCGCUGCGAAGGAAAGCGGCAUCGAGGACCCGGAUCUUGAAAACGGGCUUUCGAAUGUCGACCUGCCGCACGCUCUGUUCACGGAUGUGUUCGUAAGCGAACCAUCCACCUUACCAGCCACGCCAACCCACGAACCGAACGACGAAGACGAAGCUCGACUCAGGUCCGCCCUCGAAAGUGAGACCUUCCAGAACUUGAGAGUGGAACAAAAAGAACAAUUUCGGCGGGUCUCGGCAUUUGAGUCAAAUCAGCGCAAAGCUCUAUCAGCCAAUCACCGACACAUCUUGGAGCGCCUCGAGGCUGAGCUAGAAGCAUCGAAGAUCGAAAAAGCAAAACAGCACGUUCAACAGCUUGAACGACUCGACGAGUUCCAGUUAACGAUGGAACACGAUCUUCGCAAUGCACACGCUGUUGAGACGCAAAAUGUCGCGACAGCUCUAAAGUACAUAGAAGCUUACUGCUCAGGACCAAACCCUGCGCAUGAGGGGAUUGCAUAUACGGUGACAGAAGAAGAUCGAGGGAAACUCGAGCGCCAACGUACCACUCAGGAGAAGCUGCCCGCCAAACAUGAAAGUGCUAUCAACGUACUGAGAGCCAAGCAAGAGAGGGACAUCAAACUAAGACUCCAAAAACAGCAGUCAGAAAUGGAACAGUUGGAGGCAGACUAUGAGAAAAAUAAGAGUGCGCAAGAGUUACAGUACAGCAAGGACUCUAGCCAGCUAGACAUGACCAUUCGGACGAGAAGGCAUAAGUUGGCUCGCCAAUGGGAUCUGAAAUUCGAGAUAUGGAGGAGGGAAUGGGAGAAAGAGAACGAAUGCAAGCUAUACGGCACGCUGCCGCACGAACUCUGGCCGGAAUCGACAGACACGGAUGUCUCUAUCGAUCUUUCCAGCUCUUUGGCAGUAUACAUCCAGGCCACUGCUUAA